Molecule: messenger RNA, 2245 nt
Organism: Erpetoichthys calabaricus (reedfish)
Lineage: Eukaryota; Metazoa; Chordata; Cladistia; Polypteriformes; Polypteridae
Gene: nkapd1
Product: NKAP domain containing 1
Exons: 6
Coding region: 287-1090 (267 amino acids)
Source: RefSeq, a predicted model, not a curated record
UCUAUAAGCUAAAUAUAAUAGUUAUUUUUUAUCCCUUUACAAGCACCAGUAUAUUUUCAUUUAGCCGACACGAGACUCUUAUUUUGACACACUGACCAGACUCGAUGACAGGAAGUGAGUCUCUGGUGUUGCUUAUUGUUGCCAGCUUCACGCUGCCUUCAGUAUUUGGUUUCAUUUCCUGUCAGAAGAAUAAUUUGACUAGAAAAAAGAGAUACCAUUGUGGUUAGAAAUAGCCUUCAGUGACGUAGACCGAUGCACAAUCCAUUUAGUGGCACUAAUAGCAAAAAUGUCUCGAGUUCCCAUGGGUAAAGUGUUGCUCCGGAAUGUCAUUCGCCACACGGAUGCCCAUAACAAGAUUCAAGAAGAAUCUGAAAUGUGGAAAAUGAGAGAAAUGGAGAGGCAGGCUCCAAGGAAUUAUUCAAAAUGGCCACGGUCAAAAUCUCCCAGAGGCAGAAUGCGAUGUGAUGGCUAUGAUGAUGAUGAGAGAGAAGCAACCUCAACGUACAGCUCUGAGAAGGACAGUCGGGAGGCAAGAUACUGGACCAAGAAACUGUAUGAUUUUGAAGCCAAUGAUCCAAACCGAUGGGGACACAGUGGUUUUAAAGAGCUUUAUCCAGAAGAGUUUCAGACAGAAAGUGACAGUGAUGAAGAAAACGUGAAAGAAAGUAAACAUUCAGGACAUUCUGCAAAAUCAUCCACCCAAGAGUCAAGAAAAAGAAAAAGGUCCAAGAAAGCGAACAGAAAAGAAAAAAAAAAAUCUGCAAAAAAACACAAGAAAAGAAAAAAGGAGGAGAACAGUGAACUAGAGAGCGAAGAUUCAAGCUCAGAUGAGAAAUACAGCAAAAAAAGGCGAGCAAAAAGAAAGGUAAAAAAAUCCAAAAAAGCAAAACUCAAAAGCAAAAAGGAUUCAUCCAGAGAGAGUGAAUCUGGCAGCUCUGAGGAGGAACAACAGAAACAGACUCAGAGAAAGAAGAAAAAACAUCACCAAGUGAAAAUGGAGGAGACAACUGUAAAUCAUGAAAUAAAGAAUAAGCGGAAAAAUUGGAAAAUAGCAAAUGACGAAAAAUCGGAAGAAAGUUCAGAAGAUUAGAAGAAACUUGAUUUUAUUCCCUUUUGAGUGAGUGAAAGUACUUGUUGAUCACAUUGGAUCAUUAGGUGUACAGCACCUGCAAAGCUGAUAUUCCAGCUCUUCUCAGGGCAUGUUUUGAACCCUCAUUUGGAAUGUCCACCUUUAGUAACAAAAUCACUGCAGAGAGAUCAUUUUCCACUUCUUUUCAGGCUUUUAAUAUUUCAACUUCACUUUCUGGGUAUAAAAGCCAAAGAUGAAAAGUGAUUUGCAAAAAGUGUUUUUCUUGUUUAUGUUAUGUACUGUAUAUUCCAGAGUGUAAUUUUGUUAUUUUUUGAAAACUAAUUUGGUUGAAUAUCCAUUCAACUUUAUUUUUUUGUAAUAUUAUGAUUUACAUGCAUGUAUGCAUGUAGAACUGUUGAAAAUUUUAAACAAACCUAUCACGAGAGACCUUCAUACAGAGUUCACUUUAUAUAAGAGCACUGAUCAGUGGCUUCUCUAGCAUAAACUAGAUGGGAGAGGUCACUUGGGGGAACAAGAUAUUACCAGGCCCCACACACCAGGCUCCUGUUACUGAAAUUGUGGAGGUAACAAAUGAUAUUUUGGUGUCAGUUUCUCACAGAUUUGGAUGCAGAGUUAGUCACUGGAAUAUCUGUACAGUGUGUUUUCUAUUUAUCAAGUGUAUAUUUUUUUAUUUAAUUUUUUUACCAAACAAAUGCAAUAUGUGAAUUAUCCAGAUGUCCAUUAAUAGCCCUCAGGUUUACUGUUUAGUAAGAUAAUGCUAAAUAAAGUAUGGGUUAUUCUGACAGAUAUUAGCUGCAAUUGAACAUUUUUGAAUAAUGCUUUCUUAACCUGAAUGUUAAUUGAACUAAGUGAAGAGGAAAUAUUAAAGUGUAAUAUAUUAAUUAUGUAUGCCAGAUUUAGGAAUUUUUAAAAUGACAUAGCUCACUUCUUGCUCUAUCCACUGAAAAGUGCACUUUUAGAAUUUUAUUGAAUUUGCCAUUUUCAUCAUGGAUUUAAUUUUUAAACAUCAAAACAGUUAUGAUGCAGGGUAUAGUACUCAUGUUCUCACAUUUGCUAUGUUAAAGUUUUGUAUAAGUUGAACAUUUUCAACUUUGUACUUGGCCACUUCCAAAUAAUUUCCAUGAGUAUUAAAUUAUUUUUAUUAAUUAUGUAUUA